AUGGUUCACACAUUCGAUGACUACGGUGAUCUUGCUCUUGAUGAAAAUGAAGGCAUAGGAGAAUCGGAUUUUUUCUGUCAGGUCAAUAACAAAUCUAGCACCGGAGAAUUCGAUUCGGAUCCAACGAAUCUUGAGAGGAUCUGCAAAUGUGAUGAAAUAUACAAUCCUGAUAAAGAUGUCAUUCAAUGUGGUGGACGUAAUAGCUGGGUUCACCUAGAUUACAUGGGUACCACACUGGCUGAUGCAAAGGUGUUGGACCCAUACCUUUGUCAAAUCUGUGUUGGUUCUAAAGAAAUAUCCAUUGCGCCCUCUGAAGCUAAACACGAAACUAAUAAUUUGCCAUUGCGCCGCUUGUUUGUGAAGUUCAUAAAGGCAAAAGAGACUUGGGACAAUAUUACAAAUGUCAAGAUGCAGUGGGUUGCAGCAAGUGACGGCGCCCAUAAGUCCAUAGUUGAAGGACUACAUCUUGCACAAGCUCUGAACCACAGAGAACAACAGGUUUAG
Molecule: messenger RNA, 504 nt
Organism: Oldenlandia corymbosa var. corymbosa
Lineage: Eukaryota; Viridiplantae; Streptophyta; Magnoliopsida; Gentianales; Rubiaceae
Source: the annotation of a GenBank genome assembly